GUGCGCGCUCUCUGGUGUAAAAACGAUUACCCACAGUAACGGGAAAUGCCUGCGCUCAGCAUCAUUCGAGUGGCGCUUCUUUCCGGUUUGAGUCGUCGACGAGGCUGGUCGCUCGUUCGACGUUGCUUUCGCAGGCAUCAUGACGUCUAAAGUAUCGCGUGACACUCUUUAUGAGUGCGUAAAUGGAGUCCUGCAGAACUCACAGGAGAAGAAGAGGGCGUUCUUAGAAACCGUGGAACUGCAGAUUGGUUUGAAGAAUUAUGAUCCUCAAAAGGACAAGCGUUUCUCUGGCACCGUCAAACUAAAGAACAUACCCAGACCAAAAAUGGAAGUGUGCGUAUUGGGUGAUCAGCAGCAUUGCGAUGAGGCCAAAGCAAACAAUAUUCCAUACAUGGAUGCUGAGGCUCUCAAGAAGCUGAACAAAAACAAGAAGCUUGUGAAGAAACUAGCCAAGAAGUACGAUGCUUUCCUGGCUAGCGAAUCCUUAAUUAAGCAGAUCCCUCGUCUGUUAGGUCCUGGUCUGAAUAAGGCUGGUAAAUUCCCUGGUCUUCUUUCUCAUCAGGAGUCCAUGAUUGCAAAAAUUGACGAAGUCAAGGCUACCAUCAAGUUCCAGAUGAAGAAGGUUCUGUGUCUUUCUGUGGCUGUGGGACACGUUAACAUGACUCCAGAUGAACUGGUACAGAACGUCCACCUCUCGAUCAACUUCCUGGUUUCGCUAUUGAAGAAGCACUGGCAAAACGUGCGUUCUCUCCACAUAAAGUCCUCCAUGGGACCCCCUCAGAGGCUCUAUUAAUAAAAUUUUAUUGAUCUGGCUUCUGAAAAACUUUAAAUAAAAUCAGAAAUGAAUAUCAAA
Molecule: messenger RNA, 853 nt
Organism: Cephus cinctus (wheat stem sawfly)
Lineage: Eukaryota; Metazoa; Arthropoda; Insecta; Hymenoptera; Cephidae
Gene: RpL10Ab
Product: 60S ribosomal protein L10a
Exons: 5
Coding region: 140-793 (217 amino acids)
Biological process (GO): translation
Cellular component (GO): large ribosomal subunit
Molecular function (GO): structural constituent of ribosome; RNA binding
Source: RefSeq, a predicted model, not a curated record